This is a messenger RNA of Uloborus diversus, 2179 nucleotides long. RefSeq lists its product as uncharacterized. The record is from RefSeq and is a predicted model, not a curated record. Lineage: Eukaryota; Metazoa; Arthropoda; Arachnida; Araneae; Uloboridae. The coding region runs from base 210 to 1958 and encodes 582 amino acids. The transcript has 2 exons.
UGCUUCGGUCGAGGAUUGCUUCCUUCGAUUCUAUUCUGUUUUCGAAGUGUGUGUUCGAUCGGUCCAUCACGUGCCGCCGAAGAUGAACUUCGGCACGGCCAGCCUAUCUUUCGCUGAGCUCGCUCGACCCCUCCCGGACAUUCGACCAGACGGUUGUUUCGUGACGGCCGGGCGCUUGCACGUGUUGAUAACGAGUGGUUUAGAACGCGAUGCCCAAAGAGAUGGCUACCAAGAACGGCGAUGAUCACUCGGACAUGGGGUGGACGAACAUACGGUUCCUUCCCGCCAGGGCGUUUAAGAAAAUCCUCUACGGGAUAUGCAUCUGGACGUGCCUGUGUUACUUGGUGUUUCGCAUAACGAGCCACAACGGCGCUGUGACGUACCUCACUGCACGCGUCAACAGAGGUUUGCUACAGAACGUGCAGACUGCGCAGGCCGUAGCAGCCGCUCUGGGAGGCGCUGCGGAGGUCCCCACCACGCCCCCCGUGAGUCCGGACAGCCCUGCCGGAAGCCGGACUCCGGGAAUACCGCAGAACUUUCUCGACCUCGAGCCACAGGUGGAUAACAGUCCGGCCAUGAACGAAAAGCAGCUGCUGACGCUCUUGGCGAAUCAUUCCAACCUGCCCCUGGCGUACUGGUCCGAAAAUAAAAACCGACCCAUCGGCAGCAAGUCUUGUGUCAAAUUUCCUAGUCUGUACGAACUGGAUUUCAACAAUAUUUAUUGGCAGCGGCUUCAAACUUCGAAUGGUACUUAUUAUUUAUAUGGAGCGUACUACGACGAUAGAGUGCGGAUCAAUGGCGGCCCCGUAGUUCGAAUCCUCGGCAUGGUCGAUCGGGUGAAGCCCAUUCUGACAUACUGCCAGCUGUGGUUCGAUAAAAGGAAAGUCGUCUCGUUCGUUCCAGCUACGUACACGUACGCUUGGUACAGUAAAUGGGGCAACUACAAGGAUGGAGUACUGCAGCCUUAUGUGAUAACUUGUCGGGUACCUUCACAGGAGUCCGGUGGACAGGUGCCGACCAGUGUUUCCCUCGUGGAGAAAAAGUGCGACAAACCUACGACCAACUUGAGGGUGAAGAAUGACAGACCGAAGAAAAAAGAAGACUUUGCAGUUUGCGUGAAAGGUUUGGAUUUCCUGCACGAAGACCUCAGCGUUAGGCUGGUGGAGUGGCUGGAAUUACUCAACGUGCUCGGAGCCAAGAAAGUGUUUAUGUACGAAUUGGAGAUUCACCCCAACAUUUCGAAAGUUUUGAAUUAUUAUCAGCAACGGGGACUCGUUCAGCUGACGCCUCUGACCCUUCCGGGAAAUCAACCGAACUUGCCCGGAUUCCGCCACUGGUACUUGAAGACGAAACUCACCCACAAGCGACAGAACGAGCUCAUCCCUUACAACGAUUGCCUGUAUCGCAACUUGUACUCGUACGAUUACGUUGUGCUGCUGGACACCGACGAGAUCAUCAUGCCCGUCAAGUUCACCAAUUGGUCGGAUUUGAUGAAGGAUGUGGUCAAGAGAGCACUCAAGGAACGGAAUUACACCAGGGCCAGCUACAAUGUCCGCAACGUGUACUUCCUGGAUGACUUGCAAGAUGGCGAUGAUCUUCACCACGAGGCCCACGAGCAGGGAAUACCUAGGUACUUGCACAUGUUCCAGCACGUGUACCGCAGCAAGAAUUUCACGAAGCCUGGGUCGUACGUCAAGUGUUUCCACAACACGGAGCGGGUGGUGUCGCUGCACAACCACUUUCCGCUGAACUGCUUGGGCACGUGCACCACCUUUUCCAUCGACACCAAUUCUGCCCAACUGCAGCACUACCGCAAAGAUUGCGUCGGUUCGCUGAAGAACAGCUGCAAGACGGAUUUUCGAACCUACACGCAAAAGGACACGACCAUCUGGCGAUACAAAGACGAAAUCAUCAAAAGAACAACUCGGACACUUAGCAGACUUGGAUUCUUUUCGUAGACCCUUAGAUCUUUGAACUAGUUGGAAAAAAUAAACUGGAAUCAAUUGCUUCUGUAAAUAUGUAUAUAUUUCGUACCAUUCCGUGGAAAGUGAGUUUUAUCGCAACUCAGUCAGCUUCGAGCUUCUUUGAAAAGUUCUCAGAAUACACGCGAGGUUUGUCGUAUACAUUUCUGCAUUCAAUGGCGAACGUGAUUUCGAACGACCAAGUAAGGCUGGAGUCG